AUGCUUAUCUGGCGUGAUGUUGUUUACCUAACUGAAGAAUCUUAUUGUUACAUGUCACUCGAUCGUCCGCGAAGUGUAUUAUUGGCUUUUCUCGUUAUGUAUGGGAUAGCUGCUUCAUUAUUAGCCUUAAUCUAUCUUCGUAUUACAAUAUAUGUGCAGAGAGAAUCAAGCAAUCUGCAACCAAUAGCGAUGCGAAGGCAACAACAACGAGACAUCGUCGUCAUACAACGGAUUAUUUUAACAGCUGGUCUCGUAAUCUUUGCUGGAAUACCUGCAACUAUUCUUUUGUUAAUAAAGUAUAUUACAGGUGAACAACAGCCACUUUUCUUCCGCAUCAAUUGGCUUACAAGUGUCAUAUCUCUCGUUCAAUUGAAUGUAUCAAUACUUUUGUUAACACCUCAUUUAAAAAGAAUAGUUUUCCAAAAGAUUCAACCGAUUCGCAUACAUCCACUUAUUCUUCCUCUUACUCGCUCAACUGCAAUUCCAAAUAAUACAGCUCGAAUGUAA
Molecule: messenger RNA, 507 nt
Organism: Adineta ricciae
Lineage: Eukaryota; Metazoa; Rotifera; Eurotatoria; Adinetida; Adinetidae
Source: the annotation of a GenBank genome assembly